GCCUGACCCCACAAGUAUUAUGAUCUUUGACGAGUGCUGGAGUGCACAACCGCCGGAGUCAAGUUAAAUCUCUUUUCUAUGCUGCUGAGUUCUGAGCAGAGUACAGCUUGCCGUUUGCAUUUGCACAGUGUGUGUCUGAUGCGCUGAUGUUUAUGAUUUUGAUGCAAAAGAAAACAAAUAUUUUUUGAUAAUCUAAAUUGUGUUUACGUUAAUCGUAAUAAUUGUUUUAUUAAGUUAAUUAAAUUGUUUAAAACUUAAUUUUUACUGUGCAGUAUAUGUUGCAGAUUGAGAAUUUCAUAUUGGGAGGUCUGAGGAAUACCUACAUUACGGUUUAAUGGUCUAAAGGGUAAAGUAUGAUAUUAUGUUACAUUUUAUUUUAAUUAUUUCAAAUUUUAUUUUGAGGCUUCUCAAAUGCUUACAUGUACCUAUAACUAUUUUAGUAUUGUAUUAUUUGAUUUUAGUAUAUACAAUUUGUGGCUGCUUAUAUUAUUAUUUUUCACCUACGAACGCUGAAUGGAAAGUUGUCAAAUAAUGGCUGAGCACACUGUAUAUAAUUUGGAACCCAUUGAAGAGUGUGAAUAUGAAUUUGAGGAGGUUGACAACAGUGAUCUUUUUUAUACUGAUGAAGUUAUAAACAAAUAUAUGGAUCUAAUCACAGAACGUUCGCCUGACACAGUUUAUGCAUUUAAUACAUAUUUUUACAAAGCUCUAUCUGCCAAUGGAUACCCUUAUGUUUGUCGUUGGACAAAAAAAAUUGAUAUAUUCUCUAAGAAAAAAUUGUUCAUACCUAUUCAUAUUGAAGAUCACUGGUGUUUAGUGUGUGUUUGCUUACCACAAAAAUCCAUUAAAUAUUAUGAUACCAUGGGUGGACGUAAUUUUAAAUGCUUAAAAACAAUAUUGAAAUAUUUGAAUUUUGAAUAUCGUGACAAAAAAAAAAAAAAAUUUCAUCCAAGAGGCUGGUUAUUAGUGAAUGUGAAAGACUGCCCUCAACAAUCGUAUACUUGGGAUUGUAGAGUAUUUGUAUGUGUUUAUGCGGAGCACAUAUCGAGAGGGGCUUCUCUAGAUUUUUCACAAGAACACAUAGAAAAAGUCAGGAGACAAAUACCAUUAGAAAUUAAGAAGAAAAAACUAAUAAAAUCUGAACCUAGUCAUCUUUUUUAUAAUGAAGAAGUUAUAAACGAAUAUAUGGAUCUAAUCACAGAAAGUUCGCCCAAUACAGUUUAUGCGUUUAAUACAUUUUUUUACCAAGGUCUGUCUGAAAAUGGAUACUCUGAUGCUGGUCGUUGGACAAGAAGAAUUGAUAUUUUCUCAAAAAAAAAAUUGUUCAUACCUAUUCAUAUUGAAGGUCACUGGAUUUUAGUGUAUGUUUGCUUUCCACAAAAAUCCAUUAAAUAUUGUGAUACCAUGGGUAGACGUAAUUUGAAUUGCUUAAAUUUAAUAUUGAAAUAUUUGAAAUUGGAACAUCAUGACAAAAAAGGAGAAUGUUUUAAUACAAAUGGCUGGUCAAUGAGUAAGAAAAACUGCCCUCAACAAUUGAAUACUAGGGAUUGUGGAUUAUUUAUAUGUAUGCUUAUUGAUUAUUUUUUAAGAGGCACCCCGUUAGAUUUUUCACAACAACACAUGGAUAAAUACAGGAGACAAAUAGCAUUGGAAAUCAAGAAGAAAAAACUAAAAAAAUCUGUACCUAGUCAUCUUUUUUAUAAUGAUGAAGUUAUAAACAAAUUUAUGGAUGUAAUCACAGAACGUUCGCCUGACACAGUUUAUGCAUUUAAUACAUUUUUUUACAAAGCUCUAUCUGCCAAUGGAUACUCUCAUGUUAGUCGUUGGACUAAAAAAAUUGAUAUAUUCUCAAAGCAAAAAUUGUUCAUACCUAUUCAUAUUAAAAAUCACUGGUGUUUAGUGUAUGUUUGCUUUCCACAAAAAUCCAUUAAAUAUUAUGAUAGCAAGGGUGGAUGUAAUAUGAAUUGCUUAAAAUUAAUAAUGGACUAUUUGAUGUUUGAACAUAUUGACAAAAAAGAAGAAGUUUUUAAUCCAAAAGGCUGGUUAUUGAUGAAUGUGAAAAACUGCCCUCAACAGUUGAAUACUUGGGAUUGUGGAGUAUUUGUCUGUUUGUUUGCGGAGCAUUUGUCUAAAAGUAUUCCGCUACAUUUUUCACAAGAUCAUAUUGGUACAUUCAGGAGACGAAUAGAAUUAGAAAUCAAGAAGGAAAAACUAAAAAAAUCUGUACCAGAAACUUAAGGGGCUUCCAGCCGGUGAUUUUCUGUCCUUGCAGUCAUAGCUUGACAUAGUAUUGUCAAAGGUGGGCAUAAACUAGUUAAAAAGUUAAUUUUUUUUUAACUUUUCAACUUAACUAGUUAGUUUAUUUUAUAAUCUAAAGACAAAAACUGGUUCCCCCACGCAACACCCCUCAACCAACAUUUCUGUUUGUUUUCUUAAAAACAUAAUUUUGUGUAUAUUAAUAUAUUUUAUUAAGUUGUAAAUUAUAUAUAAUGUGA
Acyrthosiphon pisum (pea aphid) is the source of this 2495-nucleotide messenger RNA. RefSeq lists its product as uncharacterized. NCBI's taxonomy places the organism in Eukaryota, Metazoa, Arthropoda, Insecta, Hemiptera, Aphididae. The transcript is spliced from 2 exons. The record is from RefSeq and is a predicted model, not a curated record. Bases 514 to 2238 code for a protein of 574 amino acids. Gene Ontology annotation, molecular function: deSUMOylase activity. Gene Ontology annotation, biological process: protein desumoylation; proteolysis. Gene Ontology annotation, cellular component: nucleus.